This is a messenger RNA of Pyricularia pennisetigena, 1893 nucleotides long. RefSeq lists its product as uncharacterized. The transcript has a single exon. The coding region runs from base 1 to 1893 and encodes 630 amino acids. NCBI's taxonomy places the organism in Eukaryota, Fungi, Ascomycota, Sordariomycetes, Magnaporthales, Pyriculariaceae. The record is from RefSeq and is a predicted model, not a curated record. Gene Ontology annotation, molecular function: FAD binding; oxidoreductase activity.
AUGUCCCCGAUUUUUACUAUAGCCAUUUGGGCUACACUACUGUCCACCAUUGCAUCUCUCACGUUCCCGUAUGAGAACGUUCAGCUUGAUCUCGCAGAGACUUUGUCUUUUCCGUCUGUCGCAUUUGGUGACGCCACAAGCCCUAUCCCUCAGCAGCCUUCCUGCAAAUCAUAUCCAGGAGAACCUGGCUGGCCCUCAGACGCAGACUGGUCCCGUCUCAACGCCACGGUCAACGGUCGCCUCCUGAAGCCCCGGCCGCUCGGUGCAGUGUGCGCACCUUCUCAUCCGGCCUAUGACCGUACCAGAUGCAACACGCUGGUCCGCAGCCUCCCUGGCACGCGCACGCUGCUCGACGACCCCUUGACGGUGCUGACGGUGUACCUCCAAGGCGACAGCUGCCCCAUCUCCACGUCGAGCACGAAACCGUGCACCCAGGGCGGGUUCCCCGUCUACGUCGUCAACGCCAGCACGGUCGCGCACGUCCAGGCGGCCGUCAACUUUGCCCGCAACCGCAACAUCAGGCUCAUAGUCAAGAACACGGGACACGACUUUGGCGGCCGCUCUGCCGGCGCCGGUGCCCUCAGCAUCUGGACCCAUCACCUCAAGUCCGCAACCUACCUGGCCAAUUACACGACGGACUCGCCGGCGUACGCGGGCAAGGCGGUUCAUCUAGGCGCCGGGCUCGAGGCCUGGGAGCUGUCGGACCUCAUGGUGGACCAUCGCAUCGCGCUCGCGGCUCCGGGGUUCCCGACUGUGGGCGCCGUUGGUGGGUGGAUGCUCGGCGGCGGCCACGGCACCGUCACGUCGACGCUGGGGCUCGGGGCCGACCAAGCCCUGUCGCUCAACGUCGUCACGGCCGAUGGGCGGUUCGUCACGGCCGACGCGACGCAAAACGCGGACCUCUUCUGGGCGCUGCGGGGCAGCGGCGUCGGCCCGGCGUUCGGCGUGGUCACCUCGGCCGUGGUGCGGGCGCACGAGCCCCUCUCGGUGGUCAGGGUGUCGCUGCAGUGGCUGACGGGGCCCGGCUACGACCCCAGAAGCAACCCCAGCCCCGUGGUGGACAGGGACGCCUUUUGGCGCGCCGUCUCGGCCUACUACCGCUUCGGCAUCGCGGUCGGGGAUGCCGGCGGCGUCGACUUUGGGUACAUCCGCAACCGCGGCAACGGCAGCUUCAGCUUCGACACGGGGCUGACUUUCCCCAACAAAUCGCCCCGGGAGGUGUUUGAUCUCCUCGCGCCGCUGUACGCAGAUCUGCGGUCCGCCGGAGUAAACGUCACCAACCGCGUCCCGGCGGCGGCGAGCCCCUACGCGAGCAGACGAGCCGGCACGGGCGCGGCGCUGGGCAACGCGCGGUACUCGUCGAGGCUCUGGCCACGGUCGCUGUGGGCCGACGACGACGACGACGACGGAAAGGGCUUCGCGGCGGCCAUGGCGGCGGUGCGGGCCAGCGUGCAGGAGGGCGGCUACACGUUCCACGGACUGCUGAUGGCGGCGCGGCCGUCGGUGGGGGACCUGGCCAACAACUCGGUCAGUCCCGGCUGGCGGGCGGCGGCGAUGCACGCCUCGGUGCAGGACGACACGGCGCUGGCGGACCUGUCGCCCGAGGCGUGGCACGCGGCCAACGAGCGCGUGCUGCACUACUCGGCCGCCAUCAGGGCCGCGACGCCGGGCGGGGGCGCGUACGUCAACGAGGGGGACUCGCUGGAGUCGGGCUGGCAGGACAACUUUUACGGGCUGGACGGCAGCUACGCCCGCCUGCUGCGCGUCAAGACGGCGCUCGACCCCUGGGACGUGUUCUGGGCGCCGACGGCGGUGGGGAGCGAGGGCUGGGAGGUGCGGACUGAGGAUGGGACGCCCACGCAGAACGGGAGGCUGUGUCGUGUCGGGUCAUAG